AAACAAUCAACGGCUCGUUUUGCGGCAUUCUUAUUGGCGUCGCUUGAAUCAACGAACGUACGUGAACGAGAUAGUUGUAUGCGCGUAACUACGGUGCACACGACGGGGAACGGGCAUAUGGUUUUAUCGAUCUGCCCGAUAUUCGAACAAAUUCGAACCGUGGCGAAAAUUAAGGUCACGCCAUGCGUAGCACGGCGAUAAACGUUCUCGUUCGACGAUGCAACGACACCGUUCGGCAACCGGGGAGGAUCGCGGGUUUAUCUCGUCGUUGCUACGCGUCCAACGCAAAGCCGGAGCUAACGUCGAUACGGUACAAAGUACGUCGCGGCCCUUACGCCUCCAUCUCGACCGCCGACGUUCGCUUCUUCGACGGCCUGCUCGACUCUAAUCGAAUCAUCACGGAUCCGGAGGAAUGUGAGAGUUACAACAUCGACUUCCCCAAGACCGUGAGAGGUAGCAGUCAGUUAGUACUGAAACCGAAAACUACCGAGGAGGUGUCGGCCAUAUUAAAAUAUUGCAAUGAGAAGCGAUUAGCGGUCUGCCCACAAAGCGGUAACACCGGUCUCGUGGGAGGCAGCACACCUGUAUUCGAUGAAAUCGUCAUCUCUAUGAAGCUCAUGAAUAAAAUCCUGGAAACAAAUCACUUGGCAGGUUUAGUGACAUGCGAGGCUGGCUGCGUUUUACAGGACCUGGAGGAGCAUUUGGCCACGGUCGGGCUGAUGAUGCCCUUGGAUCUUGGAGCUAAAGGCAGCUGUUUGAUCGGCGGUUGCGUCUCCACUAAUGCGGGUGGCCUGCGACUUCUGCGUUACGGCAACCUUCAUGGGAAUGUUCUAGGUGUCGAAGCCGUGAAGGCUAAUGGCGAUGUUGUUGACGCGAUGAACAACCUGAAGAAGAACAACACCGGGUACCACGUGAAACACUUGUUUAUCGGUUCGGAAGGAACACUAGGAAUUGUCACAAAAGUUGCCAUACAAUGUCCGCCAUUGCCCAAGGCCGUAAACGUUGCGUUCUUGGGACUCACGAGUUUCGAUAAAGUGUUGGAAAUCUAUCACCUGGCGAGAAAAGAAUUAGGCGAGAUCCUGUCUUCCUGCGAGAUGAUGGAUCGAAUAUCUUUGGACGUCCCUAUUAGUAACUUGGGCAUGAAAAAUCCAUUGACGAGUGAAAAAGGUCACGACUUCUACAUGAUCAUAGAGACUUCUGGCAGUCAUUUGGCGCACGAUGAGGAGAAACUCUCUUUGUUCGUGGAGAAGGCGAUGGACCAGGGCAUUAUCGAAGAUGGAACUUUGACUAACGAAACGACGAAGGUUCAAUACAUAUGGAGCUUGAGAGAGAGGAUCAGUGAAGGCGUCCUGCAUGACGGCUAUGUCUUCAAGUACGAUAUCUCCCUUCCUUUUUCAUCUUAUUACGAGGUCGUUGAGGUGCUGCGGAAACGAUUGCGCGAUCCUCGAAUUAUCCGGAUUAGCGGUUACGGUCAUAUAGGCGACAGCAAUAUUCACGUGCAAGUCUCCAUACCCGAAUAUUACGAGGACGUGGCCGCGCAACUGGAGCCGUUCAUCUUCGAGUACAUCUCCGGGCACAAAGGCAGCGUCAGCGCCGAGCACGGCAUCGGCUUCAAGAAGUCCAAGUACCUUCACUUGAGCAGAAAUCCCUCCGAGAUCGAGAUGAUGCACGAUCUGAAGAAACUGAUGGACCCAAACGGCAUCCUGAACCCGUACAAAGUUCUACAGCCGAUCACAGCGACAGCUUAGUUAUCUAAAGAUGCUGUAGAUGUAAGAUAAUAGAUUUUUAUGUAACGUGAUACACGCAUAUGAUAAAAAUUCCGCUACAGCGUGGAUUGUGGACUAUUAAUACAAUCAUAUUUGGCGUUGUAUGCGCUGAUGUCAUACGCGAUAUUUGGUAAGGUUGAUUGUUUUUGGCUAUUCUCCACUUGCCAAUAAAAACAAGUGAGGCGUAACUAAUACUCUGUUCAAAAUAGAUUUGCUACAUAAAUGGCAGCAAUUGCGAGAACAGUACAGUAUGUAUUUUUAUGCGAAGUUAUAGAUACGCUUAAUAUUGGAUAUUCUUGUUUUAUUUAAUUUGAUAUUAUUCGGUACAUAUUGUUAAAAAUGCAUGAUAUAUCUAUGUAUCUAACAUGGAAAAUUAAGUUUGAACUACGGAACUACAUACGUGGCAAGUGACACGAUACUUAAAUUUAUAUAAAGAUAAUAAAAAAAAAUCGCAUUUAUAAAUAAGAAUAAUACAUAUACUAAAUUACCGACGAUUUUUCGAUUAAUGACGCAUUGUUUUUUUCUUUUAAUUUUGUUUUUCAUCGGCACAAGUUAUGUCCUGAUGCUUUAUAGAUACAAUUCCGACCUUUCGCGAGUGUUCUCCGCACUUCAUAGCGUAUCGAAUUACACGUAAAAUCUUGUCCCAAAAUUCGCGUCAUUAAUUAUGUAAAUCGUUCGAAAUAGAUCCCGAUUUGCGCGAACGUUGUCGUUUACUCGAGAGUCGCUUACCAGAAGGAUCGUCGCGCAACGUCGAACAGGCGAGAACGAUCUCUCCACGG
Messenger RNA from Dinoponera quadriceps, 2545 nucleotides. It is a transcript of the gene D2hgdh, whose product is annotated as D-2-hydroxyglutarate dehydrogenase, mitochondrial. The record is from RefSeq and is a predicted model, not a curated record. Gene Ontology annotation, cellular component: mitochondrion. Gene Ontology annotation, molecular function: catalytic activity; FAD binding. The transcript has 8 exons. Lineage: Eukaryota; Metazoa; Arthropoda; Insecta; Hymenoptera; Formicidae. Bases 183 to 1748 code for a protein of 521 amino acids.